UUUUUGUUAGUUCCUACGCCAAAUAUUUUUGCACAUUUGGGACCGUUGCAGCUGACGUACGAUGAGACUACGUUAUUAUGGUUGAAUACAUUUCUGUUGAAUUUGGCGAAAUGCAUUCAAGAAGCUAGCAAUUCUUCUUCCUCCUCCUUUCAAAGUUUUCUUCUUUCUUUAAAUAUUCGUACGGAACUAUUAAUGCCCCAGAUUAUUAUUCCCUCCGAUAAAAGUUAUCCGAAGCAGGUCGAACGGCCGAAAGCUUUGCACCUGCAGGCUUCUAGGAUUGUGAUGACGAAUUGUCGGAUCGGCGAUCAUGCGUCCCACUUGCAUCUAAGCGAAUGUUUAGAAUCUCUCAGUCAUGGAAGUAUGUUUUUUGAUAGGACCAGUUAUCCUUGGAGAGAAGACGAUUUGAAUCCGAUUGCCGAAAGAUUCAUGCAGCAAAUGACCGAUAAACACGUAAAAGGUAAUGGUAAAAGUAGUCCAAAAUCACCUAACGAGCUUAACGUUGUUAUGGAAGGACAUGAUAUGUGGAGCAUUCAUUUAGAUCCUUGUUGGGCCGAUUUUACUUAUGACAACAGUAAUUUUAAGUCACAAACGUUUGUUGAUCCCUUACCCAUCACACUUUGGAUUUAUAUAAGAGCUUUAAGUGAAGCAUUAAACGAAGAAUUAAAUUCUCACAUGGAUGUGAAUCAGAAUGGUAUCAACAUCACGAAUAUUAGUAAUGGAAGCAUUUCUGCGUCGUUUCUCAAGAAAGAGAAAACGGAGACGGAAUCCGAUAACAAAGACUCUAAAGAAGCAGAUAUAUAUAUGUUAGUGCAUGUACAUUCUAUGUUAAAUUUACAAAUUAAUCAUUAUCAGUACUUAUUUCUAUUAAGAACAUUAGACUCCCUGAUUGCGCUCACUGCGCAGUUGUCGGAAGUUAAUUCGGCGUUAUCGCCCAGUUCCCACACUCCGACCAUCUGCAUAACUGCCUGGUGGCCUCAGAUUGACAUUUCUCUUGUAUUACAUAGUCUUAAUAAGAUGCGCACUUCCGAUUCAGCCGACGCAGUUUCCUAUCAAGACGAUCUCUCUUUGAAUGAAGAAACAUUUUCAAAAAAGAAAACUCUAACCUCGGCAUACAGUUCUUUUUCAUUAUGUGAAUGUGAUAAACGUUCUAAAGGUUUUGAUGAUGAAAUUAAUGACAUUGUGGCUGAAGGUGGAGAAGAGAGACCUUUUACAAAGUCUCACAGUGACUUACUAUUAAACUCUCAUUCCAAUUCUUCUUCUCCGCCUUCACCUACUUCUCCAACCAUUGUGGGCAACACCGAAAGAUCCGAUUCUCUUCAGAAGAGUCUUCAUAGUGGAACAUCAGCGAUGAGGAGAGGAUUUUGUAAUUUAAUGGCCAGCAUAGAUUCGGUGUUAACAAAAAAUGAGGGUCCUGAUUCUGAGACCGUUUCUCACUGUGAUGACGACACAUUGUCAGUCCAAAGCGAUUUUUCGUCUGACAGCGAUCAGUAUGUGUUGGUCGGAUUGGAAUCACAUUUAACGGAUGAAGAUCCUUUCCACUUUCAUUCCACGGCAGUAGAGAUUGAAGAAGCGGCCGAAGUAAAGGAAGAACUGGUCAGUCCUCAAACUACGAGUGGUGAGAAAAGAAAAGAAAUGAUAUCUGUGGUAAUACUGAAACUCCUCGGAGUCGAAGUUUCCGCACAGAUGAUGGAAAAUAGAAACUGUCAAGUUGUUCAAUGUUAUCGUAUCGAAAGCAGCGAACAUCCUUCGAUAUCUUGGGAAAAUUUUCACAAUAUUUUCUCUACUAGGUCGAGGGGUUGGCAGCUCGACAGAUCGCUCGACGGCCCGCCGUCCGAUGUACAGAUAAGCCUGAGAUAUGUCAAAACGGUGGAAGCGCAGGAAAAAAAGGAAAUCGAAGAAGAUUUUUUGAGCAUUCUUGUCAAAGAUAUAAACUUAAACAUGCUGAUGAGUUCCUUUUCUGGGAUCACGGAUAUGCUCGAGGACGAAGUCAUACCCAAGCCAAUUCCCACACGCAUAAUAAUAAAUAAUCUCAUGUUACAUUUGAUGCCUGCUUGUAGGGAUUUUAACUAUACCGAAGAAGAUAGACCCUCUGUAUAUAUUACCUCUCCGGGUGUCGUUCCUUUACACUUUCAUUUGCCGGGCUGCUUACUCGAAAGAACCGGUGACGGCUAUAUACAUUUUUUACCGCUUCCAUCAGAUUUUAUAGAUAAAAAUCUUCCAUUACUCAUCAAUUGUCAAAAUGGUAAAAGUCUUCCAAUUUUAAUUGCAAGUGAUAAAUGUGACUGGAAGUCCCUACUUGCCGAUCCUAAAGGUUUAGAGAAUCUGACGCCCAUCAAGUUGUCUUCGUCUCCUAUAGAGAAGAGUAUGGACUGCCGGUGCAUGCAGAUAAAAAGUACAAGUGAUUCUCCUAGGAAAUUGCCGGAUGACGACAUUCAAAGAAAAGAUAAAGAAGAGCUGGAAAGAUCGAAAGGACAGUCCGAUUUAAUAGAAAGUUUAGAAACAGAGAAUAAAUUGCUCAAAGAGGAACUGCAACUGUUAAGGAACGCGCAUGAUAACAACAUUUUUUAUAAACUGUUGAGAGACACGAGGGAUGACGUACGAAGACUAGAAGAAGAAAAGAAGUCUCUUUUGGACACGUUACAGGUUCUACAAGAGGAAUUAAGUAAGUAUGAAAAAUAAAGUAGGAAUCCAACUAUAAAAGUCUCUCCCAUUAUACAAAGCCAAAGAUUCGUAAUGGGUUUUUAGACAUUGCAGAGUUUAAAUGUUCCCUUUCCAGUGCAAUAAUUAUCGAGAGGGAGAUUUGACCCAACAUAAGUAUAUAAAAUUUAAUGUAAUAAUCGUCGUCUGUGAUGUUAUCAUACUGCCCGUCGCGGCUAGGCAUUCAUCAUAUUCUGUAAAUUAGUUUAUCCGGCAUAAUAUGUCUAAGACAGUAUAUUACUGUUGUUUCCGACGUGGCCUUAGCACUACAUUCUCGUCACCAUGCUAUAUUUGAAAAAUAGUAUUAUAAUGCGAAUUUAUUUUAAACGUCUGGACGGACUUCGAAACAGGAUUAUUUAGUUCUAAGUUAGGUUUUUUUUUCUCCCACAAACAGAUUAAUUUUUGUACACUUAAAUUUAAAGUAGGCAUUUAUUAUGUUUCAUUAUAGAUUAUUCAUUGUUUCGAGCAUAAUGAUGGAUUUUAUAAAUUGUUAACGAGUCCGGUUUAAGCAAAAGUAUAUUGUACAUUUGUAAAAGAUCACAGAAUGAGUAGGAAUAUAUCUUCAUUGUCAUAUUGUAAUUUUACUGUUAUUUUGUGAAUAUUUAUCUAUUAUAUAAAUAUUAUUAUUAUUAUUAUUGAAAAAGGAAGCAAUGCAGGAAAAAAUAAAGUCUGAGAUGUGAAUUUUAAA
Messenger RNA from Centruroides sculpturatus (bark scorpion), 3385 nucleotides. RefSeq names its product UHRF1-binding protein 1-like. The transcript has 9 exons. The annotation marks the transcript as partial. The record is from RefSeq and is a predicted model, not a curated record. NCBI's taxonomy places the organism in Eukaryota, Metazoa, Arthropoda, Arachnida, Scorpiones, Buthidae.